Messenger RNA from Belonocnema kinseyi, 5102 nucleotides. RefSeq lists its product as uncharacterized. The transcript is spliced from 4 exons. NCBI's taxonomy places the organism in Eukaryota, Metazoa, Arthropoda, Insecta, Hymenoptera, Cynipidae. Bases 410 to 4645 code for a protein of 1411 amino acids. Gene Ontology annotation, cellular component: extrinsic component of mitochondrial inner membrane. The record is from RefSeq and is a predicted model, not a curated record.
AAAUAAUUUUCAAAUAAUAGAAAAUAAAAGCUUUCCUUAUCAAUUGCACGAAUUGGAAUUUUAUUUGUAGCGCCGAAUUAAAAUGUUUAAAGUUUAAAAAAAGUGUCAGCGAGGUUAGGUUAUCUCAUUUGGCGUCGUCGACGACACGCCGACGUCAGCCAGCGCUUUCACACUAAAUUUGGAAUUAAUCCGUGAUAUAAACGUUAUAGUGAAGAUAAAACGAGUCCAUUGCAAAAUGUAAUAAUUUAGGCAACAGAUUUUUAUUAUUGAAUAGAGAUACUACUUUUUUUAGUGAUAGUUAUUCGUGUUUUAAGAAUGUAAAAAACAUAACCUACAAAACUGUUUCUGUUUGAUAACUAUUAUAAGAAUAUAUUACAAGAUAUAAGGGAUCGAGGAUUCGUUUUCGAUAAUGAAGGCAACAAAGACUUCAAAGAAACUAGACGAGACAGUCCAACCAAAAAUGUCCAAUCAAAAUGACUGCGACAAAGCACUGCCAACACCAAUCUUGGACACUUUCUAUCCAAACGAGUGUUUCAUCUGUAAAAGCCCAAAAGAUCUCCGCCGAUGUCGUCGUUGUCAAAUGAUUUCCUACUGUGGAGAAGCCCAUCAAAAAGAUCACUCCGAAAGCCAUAAAGAAAUCUGCAAGAUAAUCGCCGAUAUACUUAAACGCAAAAAAGUUACCCAUCUCUUUGAAAAUCUUCGCGGAAUCGACCAAAGUGGAUGGAAAGUCGAGCGCGAAAUCGCGAGAAUGGAAGUUCAAACGAAACUCUCUCGACCGAUUCUUCGCAACGAGCUGCAAAUGAUUCUCUAUCCGAGAGCCUGUUUCGUCUGUCACGAGGCGAAACAACAGAACCUAGUGAAUUGUCCAUCCUGUCCCUCGGCGAGUUUCUGUUCCCAGCAUAAAAACGCCAAUAGUCACAAUUGCUUUCAUCUGAAAUUCUGCCACGAUCUCGACAUCGGAUUGGACGAAACGAAUCUGGCAAAAGCUGUGGGAGCCGCUCAUGCAGUUGUUGAUCGCACCUUCUUCACCUCCGACAAUCAGAGUUUACCCAAGUCCUUGAAACAGCUGAUCACCCAUUAUCCGAAACCGCCAGUCGAGGCGCCCGAGAACAUAAAAAUCUACAGUUCCGAAUUGCUCACAGAUCCACUGACUCUUUUCAAUGCCCUCCAGAAGCUGCAAUUGUCGACACUCGCGAAACUCGUUGUUCAUCUCAGUGGCUUCGAAACCGUCUACGACAAUCCUAUAUUCUGGGAGAUACUCUUGCACCUUUUGCCCCAUCUGAAGUUCCUGAAGAUUGUAAUUGUCAAUGACAGGCAGUCGGUGAAGAAGGAGUCGAAACUUUGCAGCAAUUGCCGAUGGCAGAAGAAGCAUCUCGAGAUUGAAACUGUGACCUUUUCCUACGGGGAAUAUCUGAAGGAUGCUGCUUUUCAGAAGCCCGAUAUCGUUGUCUGUUAUAAUGCCGAGCCUUCGGAAGCUAAUCAGAUUUAUGAGGAACUUUGGAAGUGUUCACUAUCAGCCUGGGGAUCAGUCUCUUGUCCCCUCGUUUUCACCACCCGGACGGAUUCAACCUUGAAGGAAAUGACGGACAUUCUGAAAUCAUCGUUUCCCAACUCCAAGUUUUAUUAUGAAGCGCUGAACGAGUUUGCGAGUUUGAGACCGACGAGGGAAUGGGAGUUGGGUGGUAUCUACAAGGACAAUCAGUUUAUGCUUGUUUUAAAGGUGCCUCAUGGAGAUGAGAAUGAAAAGACUCCGGAUUUGGUGAAUGGUGUAAAGGCAGAAUCAUACUCGAUGAUGAUAAAUCAUCCCGAGCCCCGGCCAAAGAAAGUCGAGAAGAUUGUGAAUUCGGACAAGAAUAAGAUUGCAACUAGUUUGGAAUCGGUGAGUGCGACAAUUGAGAAAAACUCGGCGUCUCUGCGAAAUGGUGAGCUGGAAAAAAUCGAGGAUUUGGUGAAUGGUGAUGUUCCGAAGAAUUGUGAUUCGAUGACGAAUAAAUUCGAGGACAAAGCAAGUCCUGAUGAAGUUCAGAAGUCGGAUUUUCUUGAUAAUGAAGUCGAGAAGAGGUUGGAAGCUGACAAGGAUCAGGAAGAGUCUCUUUCUUUUAAUGAUAAGAUCAAGGCGUCACAUCCCGACGAGAGUGUAAAUGAAUGGGACUUUUUUUAUAUUAAUUCUUGUCAAGUUUGUCAUAUUAAUCAUCGAGUUGUGCCCUGCACUCGGUGCAAAAUGAUUUCUUAUUGUGGCGACAAGCAUCGAAAGGAGCAUUGGCCCAAGCAUAAAGAUUUGUGUAAAGUUAUUCUGGGAAUGUUGAAGGAAACUGAGGCGACGAAUCUUUUUGAUAAGUUGAAAACGAGUGAUACGGAGGCGUGGAUGAGGAUUAAAAUUGAUAUGAUGCUGAGAGCACAGAGCAAACUUGGCAGACAGCUUGUGGAUUUUGAGAGGCAGAUGUUUCUCUUUCCGAAAACGUGUUUCGAUUGCCACGAGAGUGACUUGAGCAUUCUGAAAACUUGUGAUUGUGGGAUAAGCCUCUGCAAACAACAUAAAAAAAACCUAAACCACCAGAAUCUCUGUGAUAACUUGAAACUAGCUUUUGAAAACUGCCAGCUUUUGCAAAAUAAUAAAAGUAAAUCGCUUCCGGCAAUUGCUGAUCAAGGCUCAACCAUGAUCUCCAUAAGAUCAGUGCCAAUCCAAACAAAACUGAAGAACCUGCCGAGUACAAUCAAGGAUUUUAUGGACUCCUGCAUAACAUCCUCGGACAAGGUGGCCGAACUCUUUUCCAAAAAUCGUGACAUCUUUUCCGAAGUUCUGUCGAGGCCCUUGACUCUGCUUUACGGGAUUCAAAAACUGAAUUUGACCUCCGCUUCAUCUCUGACAAUUCAUGUGAUUGGAGCCACCAACGAGGAAUUUAGGUGUGUAGGUUACUGGGAAAUUUUGCUUCACUGGCUUCCAAAAUUAAAGGAAAUCAAAGUGGCCUUUGUCGGGCCCGAAAUUAAUGGGCCCUUCCAACUUGCCAUCACAGCCUGUGAAUCUUGCAAUUUUGUGAGCAAAAAGCCAGCUCUCGUAUCCAGUCGACGCUCACGAUACGACGAGUAUUUCGCGAGUAAAUUUUACUCGAAACCAGACAUAAUUGUCGGCUAUAAUCUCGAUUUGCAUGAGAGCGAACUUGGAUUGUCGGAAUCAACCUGGAAGGAGACGAUUUUGACCCUGAAAAUGGUGGAGGCGCCGUUUAUAUUGACGGCAGGAACCGAGGAUCGAGCGAGGAAAGAUCACGCGACAUUUUGCCACCUUUUCGAGAAAUCGGUCUCGCAUAAUUGCUGUGAAAUCAAUCCAUUCGCGAGUUUAAUUCCCGAGCGGGACUUUGCAACCGAGGAGUUGAAAUAUGCGAAUAAGUAUAUUGUCAUUUAUGAGGGACUGUAUGUGGAGAAACAUCCAGUGGGGUCUGGCGUUAGUGAAUUGAAAGGAGAUUCCGUAGCUGACGAAAGUGAAGAAGGAGAAAAUGAAUCUCUGGAGCUGGAGGUGUCGAAAAAACAGCUAGAAGAUGUCAAAGUGAAUGAAGAGGAGAAGGAGAUCGGUGCAAGUGGGCUCGCCGCAUUGGAGGAGAAACUUGCAGCUGCUGAAAUUGCGGAAAGGAAGUCGUCUGAUGAAGUUUUUCAAGUUCCGGUGAAAGAAGAAAAGGCGGAAGUUCCAGUUGAGGAGAAACCGGAUGCUCAGGAAGUCAAAGACAAUAAGAAAGAGACUUUAAUAAUGGAAUCUGAAGAAACAGAAAAAAAUAAAGAGCAAUCGGAAAAUGUAGAAUCUGUUGCGAAAUCCGAAUCUAAACCGAAUUUGAGCAUUUCUGAAAAUCAAGAGCCUCUUCGCCAAUCUGAAAAUAUAGAAUCUGUUGCGAAAUCCGAAUCUAGACCGAAUUUCACUGUUCCUGAAAAUCCGAGGCCUCUUCACCAAUCUGAAAAUAUAGCAUCUGUUGCGAAAUCCGAAUCUAAACCGAAUUUGAGCAUUUCUGCAAAUCAAGAACCUCUUCGUCAAUCUGAAAAUAUAGAAUCUGUUGCGAAAUCCGAAUCUAAACCGAAUUUGAGCAUUCCUGAAAAUCAAGAGCCUCUUUGCCAAUUUGAAAAUAUAGAAUCUGUUUCUAAAUCCGAAUCUAGAGCGAAUUUUACUGUUCCUGAAAAUCCGAGGCCUCUUCACCAAUCUGAAAAUAUAGAAUCUGUUUCUAAACCCGAAUCUAGAGCGAAUUUUACUGUUCCUGAAAAUCCGAGGCCUCUUCGCCAGUCUGAAAAUAUAGAAUCUGUUCCUAAAUGCGAAUCUAGAGCGUAUUUUACUGUUCCUGAAAUUCGGAGGCCUCUUCGUCAAUCGGAAAAUGUAGAAUCUGUUUCUAAAUCAGAAUCUAGAUUGAAUUUGAGGUUUCCUGAAAAUCAUAGACCUCGUCACGAAGAUUUAUUGCAAGAGAAUUUAAUGCUGAGAAAGGAGAAUCAACUUUUGAGGGAAAAUCAGCAGCUUAAGGAAGAAAAUAGUGAACUUAAAGACGAAAAUCAAAAGCUCAAGCAGGAGAAUGAACGACUCAGGAUAGAAAAUGACGUGAUUAAGGAUUUGCGGAGCCAAGUUGAGGAAAGUAUUCGAGCUGCGAUGAGUGGAAUACAUGGUUGUAUAAAAUAAUUCUAAUAAUUUAUAAUUCUGAAUGUAUAAAUGUACAUUGUACAAUGUUGACUCUUUUUUAAGAGCCUUUUAUAUGCAUUAGUCAGUUAAAUUACAAUGACGAAACCUUUUUUAGGUUUCGAGAUCCGAUAGAUAAGUGUAUUUUGUAAAAGAAUUUUGACCCAUGGUAUUAAAUACAAUGGACACUUGUAACUACGGAGAAAAUUGAAUUACAUAUGCAUAAUAUUUAUAUCAUUGUUGAACAUAAUAUUGAAUGCAAUGGACGUUUAUCUGGAAAUAAACGUGAUUGCCAAAUUUAGAGGUGGAUCGAAACUUCAUUUGGUACUAUCUUUUUAAAGAAUUUACGUGUCGGUAUUUUUUUAUAUAAGGAAAAAAGUACAAAUGGAUAUUUCCAAGAUUUAUACAAAUAAGAUGAAUAUAUAUUAACAGGCGCAUAAUAAAUUUAAAUUUCAGUACU